Aspergillus affinis is the source of this 1938-nucleotide messenger RNA. RefSeq names its product phytoene synthase. The transcript is spliced from 6 exons. The record is from RefSeq and is a predicted model, not a curated record. Gene Ontology annotation, biological process: biosynthetic process. Lineage: Eukaryota; Fungi; Ascomycota; Eurotiomycetes; Eurotiales; Aspergillaceae. Gene Ontology annotation, molecular function: geranylgeranyl diphosphate synthase activity; intramolecular lyase activity. The coding region runs from base 1 to 1938 and encodes 645 amino acids.
AUGUUGGUGACCCAAAAUGGCAAUGGUCCUAUGGACGCCAGACUCACUCCGUCGCAACAUAAGUCAAAGGAUCCACAUUCAGGCCCAGAAGUGAAAGACUAUCGCUUCAUUACUUCCGCCAGGGCAUCAAAUAACUUACAUUCUACGAAUGUCAUCAUGGGUCUAGCCUACGCUAUGGUACACGUCCAUUACAACAUACCCUUGGCCAUAACAUUAACCUUGCUCUCAUGGCCUUUCCUUACGCGCCUGGACUGGACCAAAAUCUCAAUUCUUAUCGCAGUAUCAGUGCUUGCAACCAUCCCUUGGGACUCAUACCUCGUGCGCAACCAGAUCUGGACGUAUCCACAAAACGCAGUCCUUGGCUAUACACUGUUCUCCAUUCCGCUCGAGGAGGUCUUCUUUUUUGUUAUCCAGACAUACAAUACCAGUCUGAUUUACAUUGUGCUAACCCGACGAUUGGUCUUCUCCGCGUAUCUCUGUGGACCCUCUCCUGUCUGGAAAACCGCUGGAUCUGUCUUCCUCUCCAUCCUGACGCUGAUGGGUGUUCUUGCCAUGUUUGCGACAGGGCACUACACCUACCUAGGGCUGAUUCUCUCAUGGGCGUGUCCGUUCCUUUUAUUACAAUGGACUUUUUCUUCCGGUUUUCUUCUCGCCUUACCCUCGCGGGAGCUUGUAUCAUCUGUGGCAAUUCCCACCAUUUUCCUGUGGGUUGUUGAUACUCUUGCUUUGAGAAAUGGUCACUGGGUUAUUGAAAAUCCCACCAAACUAGGCAUUCAACUCUGGGAGGGAUUAGACAUCGAAGAAGCAAUUUUCUUUCUUCUUACCAACGUCCUGGUCGUGAAUGGUCUGGUAGUUGCUGAUCGUGCUAUCGCCCUCAGGCAUUUCCGACAGGCUCAUUCCACAGGAGAUGUCUGCGAUGGUCCAUUAUUUACCCGCGUUUUGUUCAACGAUAUUGCCCGAGCGGGGAUGCCUGACGCAUCCUUGGUUUCCCAUCUCUCUCGCGCCGUCAAUUGUCUAGCGCACUCAAGUCAAAGCAUGUAUAUGGGGAGUGCGAUGUUCCAAGGAUCUCUCCGGAUAGACCUGAUUUACCUUUAUUCGUUUUGUCGCGUGGUGGAUGACCUCGUGGACGAAGGUGAGGGCAAACCGCGUGCACGCGCCGUGGUGCAGCAAUGCAAUGACUUGCUUCUUCUCAAAUUCGCUCAUGCGCGCGAGUUUCGAGAGAAGAUCGGUGCCUCGGCGCUGGGUUUAGGUGGCCCUGCUGAGCUAAUCGAGGCUAUCGACAAACUGCCAGUAUCACGGCUUACGAUCCAGCCUCUGCAGAGCUUACUCGAAGGCUUUCGCUUUGAUCUGAGCUUUGAUGCAAAGACAAAUACUUUUCCCAUUGCUCACGAAUCUGACCUAGACCGCUAUUCCUACCACGUUGCCAGCACCGUGGCCCGAUGUAUUCUUGACCUCGUAUUUCACCAUUUCUCCACACAUCCAUCCGCUACAGACCCGUCUCUCCGUCGUAAAGUAGCCUUUGCUGCUGAGCAGAUGGGGAAGGCGUUGCAGUAUGUCAAUGUGGCUCGGGAUAUUGGCCGCGAUGCAGCAAUUGACCGUGUCUACCUGCCGACGAGUUGGCUGAACGAAAUUGGUCUCUGCCCUGCGGAUGUUAUUUUUUGUCCUUCAGACCCUCGUAUGGAGAGACUACGAUACAGACUUAUCACCCGAGCUAAGAGCCUCUAUUCUGAGUCAGAAGUGGCGUUUCAGUAUCUACCGAUACAGGUUCAGGGGCCUCUGCGAGCAACGGUCGCAAGCUAUAUGGAAAUAGCGACUGUCUUGGAAAAAGGCGUUCGGCCACGUAGGCCCAACCAGAAGCUGAAGCUGUCGUUCGGGCGACGACUGGUUGUCGCCUAUAUGGCCAUGAGCAAUAUGGGACUCUCCACGUGUCGCAGUUAG